Messenger RNA from Notolabrus celidotus (New Zealand spotty), 2861 nucleotides. It is a transcript of the gene rxfp2a, whose product is annotated as relaxin family peptide receptor 2a. Gene Ontology annotation, cellular component: membrane. NCBI's taxonomy places the organism in Eukaryota, Metazoa, Chordata, Actinopteri, Labriformes, Labridae. The transcript is spliced from 20 exons. Gene Ontology annotation, molecular function: protein binding; G protein-coupled receptor activity. Gene Ontology annotation, biological process: G protein-coupled receptor signaling pathway. The record is from RefSeq and is a predicted model, not a curated record. Bases 245 to 2506 code for a protein of 753 amino acids.
ACAGUCUGCUGACAAAACUCAAAGGAGGAGGGUGUGAAGUAUUUCACCUCUGAUUUCAUGCACGCACCAGCCUGGUUUUCCCCUCAGCACGCGCCUACUUCUCCUCAUUCAUCCUUUUGCUUAGUUUGUGUCUCGGGCAUCUUUCUCUUGAGGCAUGAUCUAACAUACCGGACUUAACGGGACUUCUGCUGAGUUGUUUUUUUUGUCACAGUGGAUUCAUCCGACGCUUUACAACCGGAUCAACAUGAGCGCAGGAAAGCUCAGGAUGGAUGUACCUGUCAUGAUUCUGCUCAUCCACCUGACCCUCACUGAGAUUAAAGUGCUGCUGGCCAGCAGGGUGGCAGCAGAGUCCGGAUGCCCCCUCGGACAGUUCCCAUGUGGAAACAUGAGUGAGUGUCUCCCACAGGCUUUGCAGUGCAACGGACAUAAAGACUGUCCCAAUGGAGCUGAUGAGCGGCAUUGUGGGGACAACAUAGGAUGGGCGGACCUGUUCGGUCAAACGCUACAGAACUCCAAUCCCGUGGAGCAGUACUACCUAAACGAGUGCUUAUUACAGGAGUAUCCAGAGAGUUGUGACUGCAUACACACGCGCGUCAACUGUAUGGAGGUCAACCUGUGGGAUGUUCCUUUACUCUCUUCAAAUGUCACUUGGCUGUCGCUGAGGAGCAAUGAGAUCCGAGAGUUGUCUGAUUUUGUUUUCUCUGAAUACUCGGCCCUGGAGAGGCUGUUUCUGCAAAACAACAGCCUGCAGUUCGUCCACAAACACGCCUUCAGCGGCCUGCACAGCUUGAAGAGGUUGUUUCUCACUGAGAACAUGAUCUCCUCGCUCAGCCCUGGUGUGUUCAAGGAUCUCCAUCAGUUAGAAUGGCUGAUGUUGGAUCAUAAUCCCCUGAGCAUACUCUCCCAGGAUUCCUUCAUUGGGCUCCAGUCUCUCAUGUACCUUUCCAUGGUGGACACCUCACUCCAACAGCUCCCUCACCCCAGCUUCUGUCAACACAUGCCUGCCUUGGACUGGCUAGACCUUGAAGGAAACCAGAUUCAGACUCUCAACUUCUCUAUCUUAAAGACCUGCAGCAAGCUGGAAGUUCUGUUACUGAUGGACAACAGGAUCCGAAGAGUCCCUGAGAACACCUUCCAGUCUCUGUGGAAACUGGCUGAACUGAAUCUGUCAAGCAACAGGAUAAAGGAGCUGCCAAAGAACACAUUUAAAAGCCUCUCUAAGUCACUUCUUAAACUAAACAUUUCCCACAACCCCCUCCUCCACAUUCAACCUGGCCACUUCAACCACCUGACACAUCUUCAGUCUCUGGCGCUGGAGGGAAUAGAGAUCCCUGAUAUUCAAACCAAAAUGUUCCUGCCUAUGAAGAACCUUUCCCAUAUCUACUUCAAGAAGUUCCAGUACUGCUCCUAUGCUCCUCACGUCAGGUCGUGUAAGCCCAACACAGACGGCAUCUCGUCCUUUGAGGACCUGCUCGCUAACAUGGUGCUGCGGGUGUCUGUCUGGGUCAUGGCAUUCAUUACCUGCUUCGGUAACCUCCUGGUUAUCGGCAUGAGAUCACUGAUCCGAGCCGAGAACAACCUGCACGCUGCCUGCAUCAAAGUCCUCUGCUGUGCAGACUGCCUCAUGGGUGUGUACCUCUUCUUCGUGGGAGUGUUUGAUGUGAAGUUCCGCGGGCAGUACAAUCGUAACGCUCUGCUGUGGAUGGAGAGCGUGGAGUGUCGGACCAUUGGAUUCCUGGCCAUGCUCUCCUCAGAGGUGUCUGUGCUCCUCCUGACCUAUCUGACUCUCGAGAAGUUCCUGGUUAUUGUCUUCCCCUUCAGCAAUCUGCGCCCAAGCAAACUUCAGACUGGGGUGGUCCUGGUCACGAUCUGGCUGCUGGGCUUCAUCAUUGCUGCUGUACCUCUCAUGAAUGAAGACGUGUUUGGAAACUACUACGGGCGAAACGGCGUGUGCUUUCCCCUGCACUCUGACAGGCAAGAAAAAGCUACUGCCAAAGGAUAUUCCACAGGGAUUUUUCUGGGUCUGAAUCUGGUAGCAUUCCUGGUGAUCGUCAUCUCCUACUCCAGCAUGUUCUACUCCAUCUAUAAAACCGGCAUCAACGCCACAGACCUGAGGAGCAGGCUGCACAGAGACGUGGCUGUGGCAAACAGGUUCUUCUUUAUAGUGUUCUCUGACGCCCUCUGCUGGAUUCCCAUAUUUUUGGUGAAAGUCUUAUCACUAUUAGAAGUGGAAAUACCAGGUACAAUCUCCAGCUGGGUAGUCGUCUUCAUCCUCCCCAUCAACAGCGCUCUAAACCCCAUCCUGUACACUCUGACUACCAGCUUCUUCAGAGAGCAGGUGGAACUCUUACUCUGUCGCUGGCAGAGAAGACACAUUCUGAAGAAAGACCGCAAAAGCCUCACUUCCUCCACAAUCUUCAUGGAGGCACAACGAGCUCCUGCAUACCAGCCGUCAGCCUACCUCCAGCAGAUUUCACUGGCCGGUGUGGACCCUCGCUAUGCCUGAGAGACGAGCCAACUAAGCCUGGCGGACAAACAGGGGGAGAGCCCAGAACUGGUUAUUCUUAAGGCCUUUAACAUGGAGCACUUUAUGGUCUUGCUCAAAGUCAUUUCAACGCACAGACACAAGGAGCACAAGAUCAAAGCACCUGACUUAUGAUUGGUGGAUGACUCUCUGCACUACUUGAACUACAGUUUACCCCCAUGUGACGCUCAUCAGACACUGAGUUGUGGAAUCAAAGAUAAAGGUUUCAGCAAAAAAACAAGGAAUUAGUCUUGGACUGAAAAUGCAGCACUCAGACAUGCUUAUAGAGUUCUUGAACUGGCAUGAUACAAAUUAAAACAGCAAAUCAUUGCCUCUG